Paramecium pentaurelia is the source of this 1005-nucleotide messenger RNA. The record is from the annotation of a GenBank genome assembly. Lineage: Eukaryota; Ciliophora; Oligohymenophorea; Peniculida; Parameciidae.
AUGUAUAUAAUAAUUGCAAUAGGAAUAAUACUCUUAUUAUGUUUUAUCAUUCAACUAACAAAGCUUAAUCCUGGCAAAAAGUUCUUUUUAAUAGAUAUAUUUUUGGUAGUAUUAGUAGGAAUGAUAAUUUAUGAUGAGUCAAUCUACAAAUUUAAUGAUUUUGCAGAGUAAUUGUAGAUUGCAUUUUAAAAACAAUAUCCAAUUGAAUAUAAAUUAGAUGAAUUGAUAUAGAAAAACAAUUUAUAAAAUCAUUCAUAUCAUUUAUAUUAUGGAAUGCAUUCAGAGGGAAUUUCAACUUUCUUUAAAUUUAUGAUCAAUAAAUCAUUAAAAGAAAAGAAAUAAGCCAUAUAUAUAGAUAUUCAAUCUGAAGUGUAAACAUAAGAAUAGGCCUUAUAAUUAUUUAAAGCACCUAAUUUGAAUGAAUUAAUUUUAUUCACAAAAUUAAAACCAACAUUAAUUGCCAUUGAUAAUUUAGAUUUAUCAUUAACUAAAAAAUAUUGUUAUAUUUGUUAAAUAUUAAGUAAUUUGCAUUAAUCUAAUUAAACUACAAUUAUUGCAAGUGCUAAAAAUUUAAAGAAACUUAAUUUAAUGUUAGAUGAUUAUAAUAUAAAUGUAAUGGAAAUUAAGUAAUAUUAACAUGGAAAAUAAAAUAAUUUCAGAUAUGAUUGGUAUGAAUAAUCAUUAUAAAGUAAUAAAAGAUAUGAAGGUAUAAUAAUAAUUAUUAUAUUAUUUACAGAUUUUGUUAUAUAAAAAUAAAGAGAAUUUAUUUCAGAACUUAAUGAAAAUGAAUUACAAUUAAUGAAAGUUAUUCGAAAUUAGAUGUGUAAAAUUAAAUGUGAGAAUUAAGAAAUUAGAUUAGAUGAUGUGUAAAUAUGAGUAUAAAUUUAUAGAACUUAUCAAUUUGGAGAUUUAAAGAAUUUGAUUGAUAAAAAUAUUUUAAUAGCAACUUUUGGAUAGUUGAAAUUUUAUAAUAGCUUUAUAUUUGAUUCAUUAUAAAAUUUAUGA